Molecule: messenger RNA, 1497 nt
Organism: Phascolarctos cinereus (koala)
Lineage: Eukaryota; Metazoa; Chordata; Mammalia; Diprotodontia; Phascolarctidae
Gene: RPL3L
Product: ribosomal protein L3 like
Biological process (GO): translation
Cellular component (GO): ribosome; cytosolic large ribosomal subunit
Molecular function (GO): RNA binding; structural constituent of ribosome
Source: RefSeq, a predicted model, not a curated record
AGCUAAAUUUGUGCCUGUGUCUGAUCUGGGGCAUUUGAAGCCGUCAGCAGCCAGUCGGGGAGGUGCCCUCCUGCCCAGCAAGAACUUGCAAGGCGGCCAUGUCGCACAGGAAGUUUUCAGCCCCUCGACAUGGCCACCUGGGCUUCCUGCCCCAAAAGAGAAGCCGGAGGCACCGAGGGAAGGUGAAGACCUGGCCCCGUGAUGACCCCAGUAAACCUGUACAUCUCACAGCCUUCCUGGGCUACAAAGCUGGCAUGACCCACACUCUGCGUGAAGUCCACCGGCCUGGCCUCAAGGCGUCCAAAAGGGAGGAGGUAGAGGCCGUAACCAUUGUGGAGACCCCACCCGUGAUUGUGGUAGGAAUCGUAGGCUAUGUGGCCACCCCUCGGGGCCUUCGGAGCUUCAAGACUAUCUUUGCAGAGCAUCUUAGUGAUGAAUGCCGGCGCCGCUUCUACAAGAACUGGUACAAGAGCAAGAAGAAGGCAUUCACCAAGGCCUGCCAGAAAUGGCGAGAUGAAGAUGGGAAGAAGCGGCUGCAGAAAGACUUUGCAUCCAUGAAGAAGUAUUGCAAGGUCAUCCGUGUCAUUGUCCACACCCAGAGAACUGGAAGUACCUGUAUGAUCAGGUUGGCACCACCUGGGAUCUAUCUGGCACAGAUGAAGCUGCUGCCAUUCCGACAGAAGAAGGCUCACAUCAUGGAGAUCCAGCUGAAUGGUGGUACCAUAGCUGAGAAGGUGGAAUGGGCGCGAGCCCGGCUGGAGAAGCAGGUGUCUGUGCACACAGUCUUCAGCCAGAGUGAGGUGAUCGAUGUGAUUGCGGUUACAAAAGGCCGUGGCAUGAAAGGGGUUACCAGCCGUUGGCACGCUAAGAAACUCCCACGAAAAACACAUAAGGGACUGCGUAAGGUGGCCUGUAUUGGGGCCUGGCACCCUGCAAGGGUGGGCUACUCCAUUGCUCGAGCUGGCCAGAAAGGUUACCAUCACCGGACAGAGCUCAAUAAGAAGAUCUACCGAAUUGGCCAUGGGAUCCAUGUGAAGGAUGGGAAAGUAGUUAAGAACAAUGCAUCCACCAGCUAUGAUGUGACGGACAAAUCCAUCACACCCCUGGGGGGCUUCCCACACUAUGGUGAAGUGAAUAAUGACUUCGUGAUGCUGAAGGGUUGCAUUGCUGGGACCAAGAAGCGUGUCAUCACUCUCCGAAAGUCCCUCCUGGUGCACAGAACCCGGCGGGAUCUGGAAAACAUUGAGCUAAAAUUCAUUGAUACCACCUCAAAGUUUGGACAUGGAAGAUUCCAGACAGCCCAAGAGAAGAGAGCCUUCAUGGGUCCCCAGAAGAAACACCUUGAGAAGGAGAAGACAGAAGCAGCUACAGGUGACCUAUAAGGCAGAAGAAGCUAGGCAUCCAGAGUAGGACCGUGGCCUAAUGGUCCCUCCCCUAGCAGAGAAAUCUUCUCCUCAAUAAAAGAGGCUGUUGGGAAAAAUUCAAUAAGUAUUUUUU